Molecule: messenger RNA, 1372 nt
Organism: Pieris napi
Lineage: Eukaryota; Metazoa; Arthropoda; Insecta; Lepidoptera; Pieridae
Gene: Taf7
Product: transcription initiation factor TFIID subunit 7
Exons: 1
Coding region: 60-1130 (356 amino acids)
Biological process (GO): RNA polymerase II preinitiation complex assembly; transcription initiation at RNA polymerase II promoter
Cellular component (GO): transcription factor TFIID complex
Molecular function (GO): RNA polymerase II general transcription initiation factor activity
Source: RefSeq, a predicted model, not a curated record
AUAAUUUGUUAAGUUCAAAGUUGUAAUAUUAUAUUAAAAUCAAAUAUACCGUUAUCAUAAUGAAUAGAGACAAAAGAGAACCUGAAUAUCCAGUUGAAUUAGAAUCGCAAUUUAUUUUACGUUUACCCGAAGAACCAGCGAAAAUACUUCGAGACGUUCUUAAGUCUGGAGAAAAUCUUAAAAAUCGUCUAACCAUACAAGUUGAUAAUGAUGUCAGAAGCGGCGAGGUAAGGUUUGAUCAUUGGCUUAUGCACGCUAAAAUUCUUGAUUUACCCACUAUCAUAGAAUCGAUGAAAACCAUUGACAAUAAAAGCUUUUACAAAACAGCAGAUAUAUGUCAAAUUAUGAUCUGUAAAGAAGAAGGAGACGCCUUUGAAGAAGAGUCUCCAUCGAAAACUAAGAAGAAAGAUCCUUAUAAAGUUGACAAAAAAUUUUUGUAUCCUCAUGGUGUAACUCCACCUACCAAAAACGUUAGAAAACGGCGUUUUAGAAAAACUUUGAAAAAGAAGUAUGUAGAAGCACCAGAAAUAGAAAAAGAGGUAAAGCGUUUGCUCCGGGCAGACAAUGAAGCUGUAGGUGUUACAUGGGAAAUUAUUAAGGAGGAUGACGAUCAUCCAAAACAUGAGACAGCUCCUAAACCCAAAGAACGUAAAAAAGCAGCUGUCAAAAAGGAACCUAAUCCUAAACAGGAGCCAUCAAAUGUUGUGGACAUCUUUGGUGGUGCUGUAAGUGAUAGUGAUCCAGAGGAAGACACUAUGAAUAUGGAACUAGAAAGAAUGUCUCCAUAUAGCCAUAUGUCAGAUAAUACAAUGCUCAGUAUGGAUCAAAAGUCAUUUACAACAGAUUUUAAACCACAAACAUCAAAACAAAGUGAGCCAGCUCAAAUGGAGUACUUUGAGGAAGACUCUCGUGAUCGGGAUAACAUGACUAUUAGAAUUGAACAGCUUAAAGCUGAGUUAGAUGAACUUAAACAAAGAAGACAGAGAACACAGAAUGAAAUAGCUGGAAUGGAAAACCAGGCUCUUAGACAACGGUUCCAAGAAACACUUCAUACACUCAAUCAAGACAUAAUGUAUAAAGAAAUGGAAUACCAGGGACUAAUAACUUUGCAGACAUCUGAGGAUAUUUAAAAGUUUUGAGACUAGUAAGUGACUUUUGGCAUAGAAAAAGUAGUCAACAGUCAACACAUCUUUAGGUCUCAUCUAUGCUCAAAUUUAAUCAAAUCAGUUCAGUAGCUAAAGCAAGAAAGACUGUAAUAAUGAAUAAUUCACACAGUUUUUAGGUUAGAAAAUAUAGUUAGGUACAAUUAAUUAGUUUUUAGUACUUAUUCUUUAUGGUGUAAUUUGCAGUUUAAUAAACUGGUUUCAAAUAA